AUGGUUACUAAUCAACGAUUGAGUACUAUUGAAUAUCUUGCCAUUGAUCAUUGUUGGACUUACAAUGAACUGAUUUCUAUUAUGUCUUAUACACCUCAACUUCGUCGUCUAUAUCUUUUUAAUGCAUUUGAUUUUCAUAGAAACAUUCAAACUAUAUUGCCAAUCACAUUAUCAAAAUUAACAGAUAUUUCGAUACCUAUGAAUUAUUUAAAAUUUUAUGAAUUUGAAAUAAUCAUCAGAAGAAUAGAUGCGAAAUUAAAAGUUUUACGUGUUACUGUUCAAUCUCAAGAUUUAACUUUUCUUAAUGUUUAUCGAUGGGAAAAAUUAAUUUUAGAAUCUUUUCCUCAAUUGGAAAAAUUCUAUUUACGAUAUAUUGAAAAUUUUAAUAGAGAAUAUCAUUAUCCUGGAAUGCCAGAUCAACUCAUUUCAUCAUUUUAG
Messenger RNA from Rotaria sp. Silwood1, 438 nucleotides. Lineage: Eukaryota; Metazoa; Rotifera; Eurotatoria; Philodinida; Philodinidae. The record is from the annotation of a GenBank genome assembly.